This is a messenger RNA of Mucor mucedo, 1212 nucleotides long. RefSeq lists its product as uncharacterized. The record is from RefSeq and is a predicted model, not a curated record. The coding region runs from base 1 to 1212 and encodes 403 amino acids. The transcript is spliced from 3 exons. NCBI's taxonomy places the organism in Eukaryota, Fungi, Mucoromycota, Mucoromycetes, Mucorales, Mucoraceae. Gene Ontology annotation, cellular component: nucleus. Gene Ontology annotation, biological process: regulation of transcription by RNA polymerase II. Gene Ontology annotation, molecular function: transcription cis-regulatory region binding; zinc ion binding; DNA-binding transcription factor activity, RNA polymerase II-specific.
AUGGCUCAAAAUUCUCCAGCAAACCGUAAAUUAUCCAAUCCCAGUCCAAGCCGAAACCAGCUUGUGGAACGUUGCUCCUCAAUCCGAGGAUGCGAGCCUUGCAAACGUCGAAAGCGAAUUUGCAAUGGUCAAAAGCCCUGCACACAUUGUACUGACGCUUCUCAAGACUGCGUGUACAGUGUUGUUUCAGAUCAUCCCCGCAGCGUAUUUACAACAAGUACAGCACGUCGUUUAAGUUCAGGAUCAGCUUGUGAAACAUGUAGACGACGUAAAACAAAGUGUGAUGGUUGCAGUCCUUGUAAUUUCUGUGCAAGCAGUGGCAUUGAAUGUAUUAAUAAUUCUGAGCGUAGAAAAAGAUCCGUCAUUGCCUCCACCAUGUCUUCCUUAUCAACCUCUUCUUUACCUACAUUGCCAAACACAUCCACAACAACUACAACAAAUACAACUGCAACUACUUCCGAAAAUGAUAAUGAAGCUAUUGAUCGUAUUGAAGAUAGGCUGAGAAGGAUUGAAAAGUUAAUGACCGCUUUCACUCCUAGUCCUUUAUCGCAACAGACUCCGUUUACAAAGGAAAUUAAAGAUAUUAAGCGUGUCACGGCUGGCUUUCGAAAAAUGUCUUCGCCUCAUCUCCAAAAACCCACGCUGGCCUCUCCUCGUCAGCACCGUCAUUCCAUACAAGGUCCCACCAUAUCUUCUGCAAAAGACAAAGACACUCCUUAUGCUUCUCCACCAAAUAGUAACGGUAGCUUAAAAAGCUUCCAUGAAACAUUCACAAACUACCAACAACAACAGCAACAACAGCAGCAACAACAACAACAGCAACAGCAACAACAGCAACAACAACAGCAACAACAACAAAAUAUAUCAUCUCCUUCUCCACCAUUAUCGCCACGCAUCUUGCGACAAAGUUCUUCUACCAACGUGGUAGCCUCUUCCAUGUUGAACCUUUCAUUAUCACCUUCCUCUUCCACCUCUUCGGCCUCGACGGUCUAUCACUCUUAUAUGCAACCUUCCGUUUCCACGCCUACCUCACCUCUUGCCAACACUUCUUCCACAGACACUACAUUACCACUACAAAACGAAUGGAAACAGUCCACUCCCAUACCAAGUCUUAUGGAUCAAUUAUCUAAAUGUACCUUUGUGACAACUGCUAUGGAUUACACAACGGUUCAUUACCCCAUCUAUCCAAUCUCUAACAAGGAAUCACCAUAA